GGACUUGGAGUGUUCUGGAAGUCCUGGUUGUAACUAUAUAAGCGACGGGCCUGAGUCUGUCCAGGCAUGAGUUUCAGAAGAAACAACGGCAGAAAGCUGACGCGAAGGAGACCGCUCCUGGAAAUACUGCUGCACUUUUGAAAGAGCUUAUCACUGAAAGAACUUCACAAGAACGAGCAAGAUGUCCUCAGCUAAAGGAAUCUCCAUCGGCAUUGAUCUGGGCACCACCUAUUCUUGUGUCGGGGUUUUCCAACACGGCAAAGUGGAGAUCAUCGCCAACGAUCAGGGCAACAGGACCACCCCCAGCUAUGUGGCCUUCACCGACACAGAGAGGCUCAUCGGAGACGCUGCCAAGAACCAAGUUGCCAUGAACCCCACAAACACAAUCUUCGAUGCCAAGCGGCUCAUCGGAAGAAAGUUCAACGACUCGGUCGUCCAGUCUGACAUGAAACUCUGGCCUUUCAAGGUGAUCAGCGAUAACGGAAAGCCCAAAGUUCAGGUGGAAUACAAAGGGGAGACCAAGGCGUUCUUUCCUGAGGAAAUCUCCUCCAUGGUGCUGGUUAAAAUGAAGGAGAUAGCUGAGGCCUACCUGGGACAGAGGGUGUCAAACGCAGUCAUCACAGUGCCAGCUUAUUUCAACGACUCCCAGAGGCAGGCCACCAAGGACGCUGGUGUGAUCUCUGGACUGAAUGUUCUUAGGAUCAUCAACGAGCCCACAGCAGCAGCCAUUGCCUACGGCCUGGAUAAAGGUAAAAGAGGAGAGCGCAACGUGCUCAUCUUUGAUCUCGGCGGAGGCACCUUCGAUGUGUCCAUCCUGACCAUUGAAGACGGCAUCUUUGAGGUGAAAUCCACGGCGGGGGACACGCACCUCGGCGGGGAGGACUUUGACAACAGAAUGGUCAGCCACUUUGUAGAGGAAUUUAAAAGAAAGCACAAAAAGGACAUCAGCCAGAAUAAGAGAGCGGUGAGGAGACUGCGCACAGCUUGUGAGAGAGCGAAGAGAACCUUGUCCUCCAGCACCCAGGCUAGCAUUGAAAUCGACUCUCUGUUUGAGGGAAUAGACUUUUACACCUCCAUCACAAGGGCACGUUUCGAGGAGCUCAACUCGGAGCUCUUCAGGGGAACACUGGAGCCAGUUGAGAAAGCCCUGCAAGAUGCCAAGCUGGAUAAGUCCAAGAUUAAUGAAAUUGUCCUGGUUGGUGGCUCCACGAGAAUCCCCAAAAUCCAGAAGCUCUUACAGGACUUUUUCAACGGCAGAGACCUCAACAAGAGCAUCAACCCAGAUGAAGCCGUGGCUUAUGGUGCAGCUGUCCAGGCUGCCAUCCUCAUGGGUGACACGUCGGAGAACGUCCAAGAUCUGCUGCUGCUCGACGUCGCCCCCCUGUCUCUGGGCAUUGAAACUGCAGGUGGCGUGAUGACACCUCUGAUCAAACGAAACACCACGAUCCCCACCAAGCAGACUCAGAUCUUCUCCACGUACUCGGAUAACCAGCCAGGUGUGCUCAUCCAGGUGUAUGAAGGUGAGAGAGCCAUGACCAAAGACAACAACCUCCUGGGCAAGUUUGAGCUGACAGGCAUCCCUCCGGCUCCUCGAGGCGUACCGCAGGUGGAGGUAACUUUCGACAUCGAUGCCAACGGGAUCCUGAAUGUGUCCGCCGUCGACAAAAGCACUGGCAAAGAAAACAAAAUCACCAUCACCAACGACAAGGGCCGCCUCAGCAAGGAGGAGAUCGAAAGGAUGGUGCAGGAGGCCGAUAGGUACAAGGCUGAGGACGACAUGCAGAGAGAGAAGGUCACAGCGAAGAACGCCCUGGAGUCCUACGCCUACCACAUGAAGAGCAGCGUCGAGGACGAGAAUAUGAAAGGGAAGAUUAGCGAAGAGGACAAGAAGAUGGUCAUCGACAAGUGCAACCAGACGAUUUCCUGGCUGGAGAACAACCAGCUGGCGGAGAAGGACGAGUACGAGCAUCAGCAGAACGAGCUAGAGAAGGUGUGCAAGCCGAUCAUUACAAAGCUGUACCAGGGAGGGGCGCCGUCAGGAAGCUGCGGCAACCAGGCGGGAGGCAGCUCUCAGGGCCCCACCAUCGAGGAAGUGGACUAAAGCCACAGGCUUCAGCAUUUUUAAUAAAAGAGUUGUCACUGUUGUUUGGUACGAAACAUUAUUAUGUUUUAUUUGACUUGUUAUAAUAAAUACACUAGAAAAACA
Messenger RNA from Mugil cephalus (flathead mullet), 2206 nucleotides. It is a transcript of the gene hspa1b, whose product is annotated as heat shock protein family A (Hsp70) member 1B. The transcript is spliced from 2 exons. NCBI's taxonomy places the organism in Eukaryota, Metazoa, Chordata, Actinopteri, Mugiliformes, Mugilidae. Gene Ontology annotation, biological process: protein refolding; cellular response to unfolded protein. The record is from RefSeq and is a predicted model, not a curated record. Gene Ontology annotation, cellular component: blood microparticle; vesicle; cytoplasm. The coding region runs from base 182 to 2101 and encodes 639 amino acids. Gene Ontology annotation, molecular function: ATP-dependent protein folding chaperone; ubiquitin protein ligase binding; misfolded protein binding.